Molecule: messenger RNA, 1769 nt
Organism: Fomitopsis serialis
Lineage: Eukaryota; Fungi; Basidiomycota; Agaricomycetes; Polyporales; Fomitopsidaceae
Product: TATA box binding protein associated factor-domain-containing protein
Exons: 6
Coding region: 59-1492 (477 amino acids)
Biological process (GO): RNA polymerase II preinitiation complex assembly; transcription initiation at RNA polymerase II promoter
Cellular component (GO): SLIK (SAGA-like) complex; transcription factor TFIID complex; SAGA complex
Molecular function (GO): RNA polymerase II general transcription initiation factor activity; transcription coactivator activity; protein heterodimerization activity
Source: RefSeq, a predicted model, not a curated record
CCAGUGCUGCCAUUCUGUGCAUCUGCUUUGGUUCCUCUGCUCCUUGUUUUCGAACCCAAUGAGCAAACAGGGCCAGAAAGCCAGAGCCGCUCCCCCACAAGUCGCCGGUGUUUUCAAGCUAGAUACCAUUCGCGAUGUGGCUGACUCUCUAAACAUCACUUCAUUAUCAGACUCUGUGGCUUCAGCGUUAGCGAGCGAUGUUGAGUACAGAAUACACCAGGUCGUCGAGGAAGCAGCCCGUUUUAUGCGGCAUGCACGACGCACAACCAUGACGACGUCAGACAUCGACCAGGCUCUGCGCGUACUCAACAUCGAGCCGUUGUACGGCCACUCUCCCCACAACCCCCCCACCUUCCGCCGCAUACCCCCAUUACCCCAGUCCGCGUCAGGAUCAAUAUACUUUGUCGAAGACGAGGAGAUCGACUUUGACCGCGUACUCCGAGAAGAGAAGAUCACGCUACCGAACGGCCCGCGCUGGACGGCGCACUGGCUCGCAGUCGAGGGCGUCCAACCACUGAUACCUGAAAACCCGCCUGCCAUUCCGAAGGAAACUGACCCAGAUGGGAUGGUCAAGCCUUUAUCUCCGUCGCGUCCUGGCCAGAUGUUCCCGCUUACGCCGCCUUCCGACCGGCCAUCUCCCGUGCAAGCCGCGAAGAAGCCACAACAGCAACAGCAGACCGUCAAGCAAGUACUGUCGCGCGAGCUGCAACUGUACUACACGCGACUCACCUCCGCGCUGCUCCCACCGUCGACAUCCGACCACGCGAAACGGGCUGCAGCCCUUGCGAGUCUACGAAACGAUGCAGGGUUGCAGGCGCUCCUCCCCUAUCUGGUGCGGUGGGUCGGGGAAGGCGUCGUAGGCGCGUUGAAAGGUGGCGCGCAGAGCGAAAACGACGGCCGAGUGUUGGAGGUGCUACUAGAUGUCAUUGGUGCACUGCUCGACAAUCCAACGCUGUUCGUCGAACCCUAUCUCCAUCAACUCCUUCCUCCCAUUCUCUCGACCCUCCUGCAUUCUGCCCUCCCGCAAUCCCACGCCGCGCACCUGCGCACUUCAGCAGCCCAGAUCCUCUCGCACCUCCUAACGCAGUACUCCACAACCUACCCUUCACUCCCGCCCCGGAUAAUGAAGACACUCUUGCUGGCGCUCAUCUCGCCAGGGAAGAGCCGGAGCACGCGGGAAGGUGCGAUACGCGGCCUGAUAGGCAUUGGGAAGGAGGCGGUACGAAAAGGUUUGGUAGAAGGAGGCGGUGCGAAGGUUGUCGGAAGCGAGUGCAUGCCUGGGGAGGAGGGCGGUCUUGCGGAGUCCGUCAUGGACGCAUUCAAGGUGCUGCAUCCGCCAAAUGUGCUGUCGGUUCCGCUUGACAGUGCGGAUGAGGCAGAUGCUGCUGUUAUACAACAGCUGAAGGAGACGAUGGGCGACUUCUUCGCCGAGAGGAUUUGGGGAGACGCUGCGUGGGCAAGAGCUGUCCUGACCGGGGAUAGCGAGGGUUAAGAUAGUCCCAGAUAAGUAAUGUCCAGGCUUGUAUGUGUUUUUGGCGUGUCUGUAUUGUCUAGAGUGUUCAGGUAGGACAUGCUUGGUCGAGAACGAAUCCUCUGACAAGCCGUGUUCGAGUCGACAUACUCCUAGAACGUUUGUAUGUUCGUGCUGCAUGGCCGAUUGUUUCCGAGAUGGAAUGGCACGGCUCUCGGAGUCAUAUUCGCGGCGUCUAUGAUUUACAUAUGAUCUCGUUCAUCUUUGUAUGUCGUGGCCGCAGCGGUGCCCAAUUUCA